CAGGAGGAGAGGAGGCAGAGAGGAGCCCCGCCCACUGUCUGCCCGGCCACAAACUCCAGUCUAUGCAGCCCUUACUAUUCAUUGAUGUUGUGUAUAGGUGACGACCUUGAUAUGAUGUCUGGUUGUGAUUCAGCUCUACGUCAGAGAUGCCUCAUAUUCCGGAACAAUACUCGGAUAGAUGACAUCACUCGGAUGCUUCUUUCUUACCCUUCCAAGGAUUUCCUCCAGCAUCUUUCUCCUUCUCUCCAGUAGCCAAUGGGCAGCGCAGGUAAAGACGAGGUUUAUAUACAGUAAGUGCUCGGUGAUCCAUAACAUAGGAGAACACUGCUGCCUCCCACAUCUGCCCUCUCCCUGCAUCCUGUAGUAAAUGCAUUUAAUUCGGAGAGCGACUGCUGAAUAGAAGAUUCUCUGCUGUCGACAGGCACCAGACGGAGCCACAUCACCGCAGCUCUACAGCCCAAACCUCAAAAACCUCCCAGCUUGAUCCAGCUGUCAAAAUGAACCAGUCGAAGGCAGCCGUCCACAAUGAAUGCCUCAGCUACAUCAACGUGGACAAUGGAUCUCUGUGGAAUGAAAGCGUUGGCGCCAACAGCUCUCGGAGCACUCUGAAUCACCUAUUUAUUGGUGCCCAAAAGCAGGAGCCACAUUAUAUAGCUAUCCCAGCCACCAUCUUUUACAGCCUCCUCUUCCUUUUUGGUAUCUUGGCCAAUGGGCUAACUAUUCUUACUUUAAUGAGAAAUGGUAGGAUGAGAGUGAGCGCUGUCCGCUUCUACCUCUUGAGUCUGGCUCUGGCUGAUAUUCUACUUCUACUGACUAUUCCGGUGACUUUAUACAGAUACUUCUGGCAAUAUUACCCCUGGGCGUUGAGUGACACAGUGUGUAAACUGUAUUUCAUGAUCAGACAGGUCUACUGUGCGACCACCAGCUGGACCAUUAUUGCAUUUACUUCCGAGAGAUACUUUGCCAUAUGUCAUCCCAUGUGGUCUAUCACUGGACUUCGGAAAUCCUGUAUGGCUUAUUUAUUGGCCUUCAUCUGGAUUUUGUCAUUCCUUAGCACUAUUCCUGUGGCUAUUGUCUAUGGUGAGACUUCAGCGUGUAUCCUGGACUACACUGCCACCACUCGGGAUGAAGUUGUCCUUGAUUCCACAGUGUGUGAAAUGCUGGAACCAAAGCCAUAUAUUGUUUACAAGAGCAUCAUGCAAACCCGCAGCAUCUUGUUCUUUGUCGUGCCCUUGGUUUCUAUCAUGUUUUUCCACAUUCUAAUUUUCCAUCACUUCAGUAUGAACCACCGGCAGAGGGAAAAAAUUGGGCUCAGAAGAACACACUGGCAGUUUUCAUCAAAACAUAUGAAUCAGCCUCGUAGGCGCCCCUACUCUGAGAGAAAGGCACGUCAACUUAUGGGUGCAGUGGUGGUGGCAUUUUUCCUGUGUAAUUUUCCUGACACCGCAUCCUCCCUCAUGCAGAUCUAUAUAGACAACUGGAACACAUACGUUCUCAAGGUAUACACCUUACUGAAGACCUAUCUGUCGCUACCACUUUGGUACCUCAAUAGUGCUUUGGACCCUAUUCUGUUUUGCAUUUCAUCAACAUCUUUUCGCAGCGCAUGCAAGGAAACCUUAAGAGCCUGUCUUCCACGGCAGGAAAAAUCUGCAGAUGGACCAAAUCAAAUCUACCAGGCCUCUUGUGCCCGUUCUGGUGGAUCUUCCCUGGUGUCAGCACCCAGCACACGUUCAACAUGGACCUUAAAUUCCAACGAAGGAGAACGAGGAGAGUGUGUGGGCCAGACUCGCAAAGGUGACCCCAAACUCUUAUUCUUCAGGCACCUUGAAAUGAAGGAAGCUGGGGACUUCUCAGUGCCAUAAAACAUCUGGUUUUGAAACAGAGUAAAUUUUUGGAGGACACAUUAUGGGUAAUAUACAGGCUUGAGCAGAUUAAACAAAUGAUGGACAUGGCCUUUUAAUACAGAUUUUCAUUGUGUGAGUUUAAUUGCAUAGUAAUCAUGGAAAGAAUAAGUAAAAUAGCACCGCAAAGACGUAACCCGUUAUAGAGAAUGAACGGCGUUGUGGCUAAGAGGAUUACACAAGGUGGAAUUACAGUCAUUUCAUUGAAAUGGAAUAUGAGGCUCCUCUAGAAAUGAGCUUUGUGCUUCAAACAAAAAGACGUAAUUAGCGCAGGCAAUGUUAAGAGGCAAUUCAGACCUAAAAAAUACAUUUCAAAGAAUUUCAGGACUAUUGUGUAUUAGUAGCCUUUUCUAUCUAGUGUUCUGCAUUGUGAGUCAUGGCCCAGUGUCCCUUUUGUUGCUUAUGCCAAUUUUGUGUUCUAAACAGAUUUAAGAGGAAUUGUCAUUUAUGGACACUUCAUUGAAUAAUGAUGUUUUCCUCCCCGUGACUGGAAGAUUCUUCUCCUCACUAGGCCUCUGGACGUGUUGACCUUUAGAUGUUACUUAGAGACCUUCAAAUGAUGAUGCUUGAGCCAUGCGCUGUGGUAAAAAAAUGAGAGGGUCUUAUAUUAAAGGACAUGCCUAACUAGAUUUAGGUCUCCUAUAAUUAGAUCAUAUGUCAGAAUAGAACCCUGUAUUAUCAGACCCCAGACCAAACCACUCAGUUAAUUCCAGCCACCUCAUGAAUAUAUUUUGAUCCAAUAUAAUGACAUCAGACCCCAGGUCAGAUGCCUACAUUAAUUUCAGACCCCAGAUCAGACUGUAUCUAUAUUCAGACUCCCCUAAAUAUAUUCAGAAGUCCUAUAUUAAAUUCAGACCCCAAACUAGAGCCCAUAUUGAUUUGAGACCCCAGAUCAGAUCCUGUAAACAUAUCCACCCCCACCACCACCAUUAAAUUCUGAGUCCAGACAAGAUCCCUAAAUUAAUUUCAUACCCCAGACAGAGCCUCCAUAUUUAUAUCCCUUUUAUUAAUAUAAUACCCCAGACAUAUAUUCCAACUAAUAUCAGAUCCCGGACUACUAAAUAAAUUUUAGACCAAAAAAAGGCUCCCUAAAUAUAUUCAUACCCUCUGUCUUAAUAUCUGACCCCCUAAAUUUACACCAGACACCAGACCCUGUAAAUAUAUUCACUCCCUUUAUUAAUGUUAGAGCCCAGACUAGACAUCCUAAAAGUAUUCAGAUUCUUUAUACUAAAUGCAGACCAUAGACCAAACCCCUAAAUUUAUUUCAUACCCAGAGCCCCCAAAAUAUAUGCAUAUACCUAUAUUAUUAUCAGAUCCUAGACCAGAACUCUAAAUUAAUUUAAGACCCCAGACCAGACCCCUAUAUAUAUAUUGCAACCUAAAUCAGAUCCCAAACCAGUAAAUAAAUUUCAGACCUGAAAUCAGGCUCCCUAAAUAUAUUCACAUCUUCUACGUUAAUAUCUGACCCCAGACACCAGACCUGACCCUGUAAAUAUAUUCAGACUCCAAUUAUUAAUCAGAGCCCAGACCAGACCUCUUAAAAAUAUUCAGAUUCCUUACACUUAAACCCCAGACAAGACCUACUAAAUAUAUUCAGAAUUGUUAUACUAAAACCCCAAAGAAGACCGUUAAAGUAAUUUUGGACCCCAGACCCGUACAUAUAUUCUGACUCCAUUUAUUAUUAUCAGAGACCAGAUCAGACCUUAAAGGAUAACUGUAGUGGUACACUUUUAUAUAUGCCCUGCCUGGGCCUCAAAAAUAAAC
Hyla sarda is the source of this 3665-nucleotide messenger RNA. Its product is annotated as neurotensin receptor type 1-like. Gene Ontology annotation, molecular function: G protein-coupled receptor activity. The record is from RefSeq and is a predicted model, not a curated record. NCBI's taxonomy places the organism in Eukaryota, Metazoa, Chordata, Amphibia, Anura, Hylidae. The transcript has 4 exons. Gene Ontology annotation, biological process: G protein-coupled receptor signaling pathway. Gene Ontology annotation, cellular component: plasma membrane. The coding region runs from base 498 to 1862 and encodes 454 amino acids.